Adineta ricciae is the source of this 279-nucleotide messenger RNA. The record is from the annotation of a GenBank genome assembly. Lineage: Eukaryota; Metazoa; Rotifera; Eurotatoria; Adinetida; Adinetidae.
AUGAAAUCAAAAGAAUCUAUCGAAAUACCUGAAAUUGACAUCUUGGAUGAAGUAGAUGUGAAUACUAAUACGUUGCAAGUUGAUGAAUAUUCUAACGAGCCUUCAUGUGAACAUGAUUGUGUUGAACCCGGUACUACACGAUCAUCAAUAACUAUAUAUGAUAAUAAAUGUGAUAAAUCUACAUCAAUGGUAUCAUCGGAAUCGUCUUCUUCAGCAGAUGAAGAUCAAGAAUCGUCCAUUUCUAAUCUAUCACUAUCAUCAAAUAAAAAUUUUUCCUGA